AUGCCACUGUGAGCAUUAUCUCACCCACAGUGAGGAACUGUGGUCCAUACCAAAGUGUCUCUGCCUUAAAACAGCUUAUCCUCCCAUCCGGCUCUACAGUUUCUGUUGCUGUUUAGUUCCACUCAGAUGAUCCAUCUGUCAGCCACCUGCAGCUGAACCACACUGCAGCCACAACAUGAGCUUACGGAAACUGAGUUUCAAGUGGUUUGGUAGCCUCACCAACCUCACUUUUCGCCACUCCACUGAGAAAUCAGACUCCAAGUCCUCAUCAAAGUCUGGAUCAGGAAUUAAGCCUGAAAAUGGGACGGAUUGUGGUGCCAUCACAGCGGCGACCCUUGCUCCAGUUUUGGAGACAACCAUGGAUGACAUGGAUGCCAUGCGUCCUCGCACCUCCAGCUACGUCCGCUCUUCUGAGGACUACUCACACAUGGGCACAUUGCCACGGCUACUCAUGAAGAGGAGAGACAAGAACAAUAAAGGAGGCUCCAACAGCAAUAAGAAGAGUAAAGACAAGAGCAGCAUCAGAAGAAGUCAAAGCCAGCGACCUGUAGGGCCGCCGAGGCUCAAAGCCCCUUUGCCCACAGUGGUUGACGAGGAGCUUGUGAAAUCUUCUCUCACUGAUCUCAAGACCCAGCCUGAGCCUACAGGUGAAGCAAACACCAAAGCUACAACUCUAGGCCCUAUAGCUGCCAUGUCGCCAUCUAGUGGCUCAAGUGCAGCAGCCCAACCAGAGGCUUGUGACGAGCAGUGUAUCACCAAAACAGGUGUAGACAUACACCAAAAGGAGACUUCAUCACCUCCACUCAGCCGGGGUACUCAUAAGGAUGAUGGGUUGGAGCCUGAAGCUGUGUCUGCACCAAAGCAGAAGGCAGUGAGCACAGAGCUGAUAGGAGGAGUCGACAAAGGAAAGCCAAACUCUGAGAGCAUUUACUGCCACAUGAAUCCAGCAGAGAGCCAGGGGGAAUAUGUGCAGUUCUCCAAGGAGAAGUACCUGCUGGAGUCUCCUCCCGAAAAACUUCGUAAGGAGCUGGAGGAGGAGCUGAAACUGAGUGCUGCAGACAUCAGGAGCCAUGGCUGGUACCAUGGACACAUACCAAGAGAGGUGUCAGCAACUCUGGUUGUCCGUAAUGGAGAUUUCCUUGUACGUGACUCUCUGACCAGUGUGGGUGACUACGUACUGACCUGCCGAUGGGAUAACGAAGUGCUGCACUUCAAGAUCAGCAAAGUCUUGGUCAAAUCCAGUGAGACUAAGGUGCAGUAUAUGUUAGAGUCUGACAGCUUCGACUCGGUCCAGGAGCUUGUGCGGUUUUAUGUGGGCCAGCGCAAACCUGUCUCAGAGUCCAGCGGAGUCCACAUCUACUGUCCGGUCAGCAGGACUCUUCCUCUGCGCUACCUGGAGGCCACCUUCGCGCUGGCAAUGAGCAAACAAGGCUCCGCCUACUCCCCGUCCAGCCAGAGGGGAGCCUACAUCAAGAGACGGAGCGUCACCAUGACCGAUGGGCUGACGACGGAGAAAAUGAUACCCCACAGUGACUCAGACAGUCCCAGUCCCAGUCCAGUAAGGACACCAGUGGCACCACCAGAACCAGAGCCGGAACCAGUGCCCAUCUGCAGCCCUUCAACAAUCCACCACCAUAAAGACGCAAUGAGGAACUGUGCGAUGAGUAUGGACCAGAUUCAGGAGUACCGCUGCCCCUUGUCACCUGUUGGGGAAACCCCACUAUCUCCUGCAUAUAGUGCUAUCACCAGGCAGAGAGCUCACUCAAGCGGGCGCGCCCUGGCCGUCGUCCCGCCCUCCCCUGUGAUGCGUCGCUCCAGCGACACUCAUCUCAGCCCCUCAGCCAGUGACAACCCUGCAGACCAUCCUGCGCAUACCACUCACUCUGCACACUCCACACCUGCCCAUCAUCCCAGCUACCAAUCACAUUCCUCAGACACAGCGGGGAGCUACUGUGACCUCAGACCUUGCCCCGCUGGUCCCCCUAAACCCCCAACCAAGGGCUAUGUGGAACGAUUGCGAGUGGAAGAAGGGAGGGGGGAUGGAGCGAGGGAGGAAGGAGAGGGGAUGUUCAGCGCCCCGCAGGUGGAGACAACGUCCUCGUUCAAGCCAUCCAGGUACGAGUCUUGCCUUUUGCCAGCUGAGAAUAAGCCUCUGGAGAUGUCGGUGCUGAAGAGAGUCAAAGAGCUGCUGGCUGAGGUGGAUGCAAGGACUGCGGCUAAACAUAUCACCAUGGCGGACUGCAUGGUGGCCAGAAUAUUGGGCGUAACCUCAGACAUGCAAAGGAUGAUGGGAGUGUCCUCGGGGUUGGAGUUACUGACACUACCACAUGGACACCAGCUAAGACUUGACCUACUGGAGAGGUUUUACACCAUGUCUAUCAUGAUGGCAGUGGACCUGCUCGGCUGCACAGGAAGCACGGAGGAGAGGGCGGCCCUGCUCCACAAAACCAUCCAACUAGCAGCAGAGUUGAAAAGCAACCUUGGCAACAUGUUUGGCUUUGCUGCUGUGAUGAGAGCACUGGAGCUGCCACAGAUUUCCCGCCUUGAACAGACAUGGGUGACAUUACGCCAGAGACACACAGAGGGCGCUAUUCUUUAUGAAAAGAAACUCAAACCUUUCAUGAAGAAUAUGAACGAUGGCAAAGAGUCAAACGCCCUGUCCAACACUACCCUCCCCCACAUCAUUCCUGUCCUGUCCUUAUUGGAGAGAGGCAUGGCUGUAGGGGAGGCGCUGGAGCCCUGGGAGAGUGCAGAGGUGGGAGUAGACGUUGUCAUGUACCACCUAGAAGCGGCUCGUACCAUCGCACACCACGGGGGGAUCUAUACAACCAACAGUGAGACCAAACUGCAGGGAUUUCAAGAGCGAGCAGAAAUCCAUGAGAUCUUCCAGACAGAGUUUCAGAUGCGUCUCCUGUGGGGCAGCCGCGGCUCCGAGGGUAGCCAGUCUGAGCGCUACGAGAAGUUCGACAAGGUCCUCACCGCCCUCUCAUACAAGCUUGAGCCUCCUGUGCGCCACAGCGAGCUAUAGCACCUGCCCCGACACCCAGCAUGGACACUGAGAGGAGAGUGAGAGCGAAUGAAGAGGCAGCUAACCGAGCAUGUGCAGUGAGAAAUACAGAAAAGAGGGUGUCACUUAUAACAUGUGUUGCACUCACUGUGGAGUUCCUCACUUAGUGCGUACAUAUUCAAAUGCCAAUGGAAAAGACAAGCUUAGUAUAAAAGAAGAUGGAGGAGAUGAGUGACGAGCUCAUCUGCGUGAUACGAACAGUAACAUGUGUACGAUGCGUCCCGGCGGCCAAAUGAGCUUGGCUUUGCUCCAAUAAAACACAAACUCUUUCUUGUUUCAAACUACAAGAGUCUGUCACACACUGUAACAGAAAUGCUAACAAUAACUUACAUGGCUCCUAUAUAGAUGUUUCGCCUAUGUGUGUGUGAGUGAGUGUGUGUAUGUGCGUUUACAUUUCUUCAGUUUUGUACUUCAUUAAUGUUUUAUGUUUGUUUUUUUUUAUUUUGUCUUAUUUAUUUGUCAUGAUCAAAAUAUGAUGAUCAAAUAUCUAAUCAUCACGGAUGUUGCUUCACCAGACUCAUGUGAAUCUGCCAAUCCUCAUUCUGAAGGAGCCAUGUUCAUAAAACCUCAUUAAAUAUGCAUCAAGCAGUCCCAUUGAAUCAUAUUAAAAAUGUAUCAGGCAUGCAUUAAUAAAUGUAUCAGAAAUGAAACAUUUGCAGAAGCAAUGCAGCAAUAUGAGGACUUUGUGCGUUGUUAAAAAUGUUAAAAGAACAAAGCAACUUCCCUCUGUUGUAGCUGUUUGACUAUUACAUUUGAUAUUGUGUGUUUUGUGCACAUAAUUUAGCUUAGAACCGCACCAAGAGACCGAGAAAAAAUGGGAUGUAUACUCUUUAAAUUGAGUUAAAGCAAUGUUUCACUUAGUAUAAAAACAUUUAUGAAUAUAUGGCUUCAGUUUGUAAAGUUGCAGAAAUAUCUGAACUGGUUGAUGCAUGCAGCUAUAAAUGUUAUACCAAGCAAAAUGUUGCUAAACUAAUAAUUUAAAUGUGUCAAUCUUGAUAAUAUGCAGAUGAUACAGUGAAGAUCCUUCAGGUCUGUGGAUAAUCUUACAUGACACCAAACGGAGAGAAAUGUUUUCUUUAAACUUUAUUUUUCCAGUUUAAAAAUCCAAUUACUUAAGGAAUGUUCCAAACUGAGACAAAUAAUGACAUAGCCCUGUUUAAGAAAAUGUCUUUUGAUUGUAUGUUUUGAAUUUGUGUUUCAGCAAUAGAGUUAAUCAUUUUAUUGCUAUGGGAUUACAUUUUUGGUAACUGUUUUUACAGCAUGUGGGCUUGGGAGGGCUGAAGCCAACUCUCAGAGUUAUGCAAUCAUUUCAACCAAGGGCUGAGACCCCCACGGAGACACACAGAAAAAUAUUCCCUGUUGCCCCCAACAUCACCCUCCUUAAAAAUGCAUAUCCUUUCUUCUUCCUGAACUUAGCCAAAAUGAUCAUUGUUAUAUGAACUAAAGUCAUAUCUGCUAUCAAUGACUCCGAUAUCAUUCUAAAAAUAAGCUGCCCCAGAUUUGCAUAUCAGAGAUUCUUUAAUUCUUGUUUGAUUUUCCCACUUUCUACCCUGAAUUUGUACAUAUGAGGUGGGAGCCAUUGCCAGUUUCCACUGUUGUCCAACAGGGGGCGGUCUUUAGUCAGCAAAAAAACACUGAAUCAUGAAUUGUAAAACGAUAUAACAGGAAGAUACACAAAAACACAUGUAUUGUGUGUAUCAGAACAAUGUUUGAUAUCAAUGUUAUUAGGUAUCAUACUAACUGGUUUAGGUUUGGUAUCUGAUGUCACUGAAAAAUGAUGUAAAAUGUUUUUAUUUGUCCUCUGCUGAAUGCUGUACGGGAAUGCUCUCUGAAAGUGUGUGGAUCCUCCUGUUUUUUAUGACAGGACUGCGUGAGAUGAACGUGAAAAGCAAAAAGACAAGAAAUGUUUCAGGAAUGAUCUCAUGUUUUUUUACGUACUGUAAAUAGCAAUUCACUUUUUUUCAAAUAAAAUGAUUGCUUGUGUCAAAA
Molecule: messenger RNA, 5056 nt
Organism: Eleginops maclovinus (Patagonian blennie)
Lineage: Eukaryota; Metazoa; Chordata; Actinopteri; Perciformes; Eleginopidae
Gene: sh2d3ca
Product: SH2 domain containing 3Ca
Biological process (GO): positive regulation of peptidyl-serine phosphorylation; small GTPase-mediated signal transduction
Molecular function (GO): phosphotyrosine residue binding; guanyl-nucleotide exchange factor activity
Source: RefSeq, a predicted model, not a curated record